AUGAGCCGACUUCUGCGAACUCUCAUCAUUUCCACGAUCUUGGGUGCCAGUGCCCACUGUCACGAGAGCCCCGGAAUGGCAUAUGGGUUUGACACUAUCGAACCAUCCCCCAACCUCACAUGGACACCAUGCUUCGAUGACUUUACAUGCUCGAGACUGGAGGUCCCCUUGGAUUAUUCCAACACAAGUCUUGGCACGACGUCCAUCGCCUUCAUCAAACUGACUGGCAAGAAUGCAACCAUUGAGUCCCCAAGUAUCGUGCUCAUCCCCGGCGGUCCCGGUGGCUCAGGUGUUGAUCUCAUUCUCGAAAAUUGGUUUCUCGCGGCGCAAGCCUUUGGAGAUCAGUACAACAUCGUCUCCUUUGACCCGCGCGGCGUGAACAACAGCGGGCUGAGUUUUGAUUGCUUCUCAGGCAAUAAGGAAGCGAGAUCAGUCUUUCUUCGGCUACAUAGUACCGGCGCUACCAACGUCUCCUCCGCGUCACUUGAGGAACAGUAUUACUCAAGCUCCAUCUACGGAGAGUGGUGCAACAAUGCUGUCGAGAACGAGUCACCGCAUGGCUACUUUGUGACUACAGCAGCAUCCGCCCGUGAUUUGCUCACGUUCACAGAAGCCGAGGCUGAGCUGGCUGGUCGGUCACCAUCAGAGGCCGAGUUAUGGAGCUAUGGCAUCAGUUACGGUACUGUGGUAGGCGCCACCUUUGCUUCCAUGUUUCCCGACCGAGUCGGAAGGAUGGUACUGGAUGGUGUUUUGGACGCGGAGCAUUAUUACAACAACGACUGGAGGGACAGUGUCGAUCAGAUGGACGAGGCCAUGGGGAAGUUCACGACCAGAAUGGACGCCCUCAUCCUCCAACUUCAGAAUCACCCAGUUCCAAUCAGCGGAGUGCAAAGCCAAGAAUUGCCGGCACUGGUCACCUACUCAGACCUGAAGGCUCUUUUCCUCGAGACGAUCUAUAACCCACCGGCUCUGUUCCCAGUCAUGGCCGACAUCCUGCACAAGCUGGAGCGUGGGGACGCGUCUCCUCUCGUCGGCUUGUUUGACGGGUUGAAUUCGAUAUUCGACGCCCGGCUCGCCAUCAUGUGCGCCGACUCAUAUCCAAACAACAAGCUCACUACUAUUGAGGCCUUCCAGAGCUUUGUGGAGUUCACGAGCUCCGAGAGCAAGUACAUUGGCGACAUUUGGCCCAUUUUCCAGGCCAACAUCCUGUGUAGAUCGUUUCGGCCACAUCUACCAGAUAGCAUGAUGGUACAAGAAUCAAUAAGUGGACUCGGCAACAGGUCUUCGUCCUUCCCCAUCAUGUUUGCGAGCAACACCAUCGACCCCCUGUCGCCUCUGAAAUCGGCACGAGAAAUGUCUUCUCGAUUUGCGGGAUCAGUACUCCUAUUGCAGGAAGCCGUUGGUCAUACCGUCAUCAAUCUUCUAGGGUCAGACUGUUACUUUGGACACGUCCAGGCAUACUUUCAAGGCACAGUGCCACCGUCGAACAUCACGUGCGAGCAGCAGCACAUGCCAUUUGCGUAG
This is a messenger RNA of Emericellopsis cladophorae, 1524 nucleotides long. Its product is annotated as putative hydrolase. The transcript has 7 exons. Bases 1 to 1524 code for a protein of 507 amino acids. The record is from RefSeq and is a predicted model, not a curated record. NCBI's taxonomy places the organism in Eukaryota, Fungi, Ascomycota, Sordariomycetes, Hypocreales, Bionectriaceae.